Ostreococcus lucimarinus CCE9901 is the source of this 534-nucleotide messenger RNA. RefSeq lists its product with no specific name. The transcript has a single exon. Gene Ontology annotation, molecular function: protein serine/threonine phosphatase activity. The record is from RefSeq and is a predicted model, not a curated record. Gene Ontology annotation, cellular component: nucleus; cytoplasm. Gene Ontology annotation, biological process: double-strand break repair via homologous recombination; peptidyl-serine dephosphorylation. The annotation marks the transcript as partial. NCBI's taxonomy places the organism in Eukaryota, Viridiplantae, Chlorophyta, Mamiellophyceae, Mamiellales, Bathycoccaceae.
AUGACGAUAUGCGGGGACAUUCACGGGCAGUUUUACGAUUUGUUGGAACUGUUUAAAGUCGGCGGCGACUGCCCGGAUACAAACUAUUUGUUCAUGGGGGACUUCGUCGAUCGCGGGUUUUACAGCGUGGAGACGUUUUUGUUGCUCCUGGCGCUGAAGGUGAGGUACCCGGAUCGAAUGUAUCUCAUUCGGGGGAAUCACGAGUGUCGACAGAUCACGCAGGUGUACGGGUUUUACGACGAGUGUUUGCGCAAAUACGGGAGCGUCAACGUGUGGCGAUAUUGCACGGAUGUGUUCGAUUACCUUUCGUUGUCUGCGCUCAUAGAUAACAAGAUAUUUUGCGUGCACGGGGGGUUGUCCCCGAGCAUCACGACGAUCGAUCAGAUUCGAACGAUCGAUCGUAAACAAGAGGUGCCGCACGAAGGCGCGAUGUGCGAUUUGCUUUGGAGCGACCCCGAGGACGUCUCCGGCUGGGGGCUUUCCCCUCGAGGGGCGGGGUAUUUGUUCGGCGACGACGUGUGCACGUCGUUGAAC